Messenger RNA from Osmerus eperlanus (European smelt), 1469 nucleotides. It is a transcript of the gene mrgbp, whose product is annotated as MRG/MORF4L binding protein. The coding region runs from base 225 to 842 and encodes 205 amino acids. Gene Ontology annotation, cellular component: NuA4 histone acetyltransferase complex; nucleus. The record is from RefSeq and is a predicted model, not a curated record. The transcript is spliced from 6 exons. Gene Ontology annotation, biological process: regulation of transcription by RNA polymerase II. NCBI's taxonomy places the organism in Eukaryota, Metazoa, Chordata, Actinopteri, Osmeriformes, Osmeridae.
UUUCUUCUCAAACAGAUGUGGAAUUGCCUCUUGGUCCCCUUUGCUCAACUUCCCAAAGCCAAAAGUAUGCUAGACAGUGAUGAAAGUCAAACUGGGGGCAAAUACCUUUUAAUCACACACUUGUUCUUUGUUUUGUGUGCCUGCCUAGCAAAAGUCGGAAAAUCCUUCCCGAUUAGAGCCAGACUAGCACCACUGAGCUGCGCUACACCAGUAUCAGCAGCAGUAUGGGGGAAGCCGAGGUGAUUCCAGCUGAAGACAAACAAGCAGACUCGGGAAUCGGUCCCCUCGAGGACUCGGUGGUAUGGAGUCAAGAGGUCGAAGUGUGCCUUUUCCAUGCAAUGCUUGGUCAUAAACCCGUAGGAGUUAACCGCCACUUCCACAUGAUCUGUAUCCGGGAUAAAUUCAGCCAGAACAUUGGCCGGCAGGUGUCUUCCAGCGUCAUAUGGGACCACCUAGGGACCAUGUACGACAUGCAGGCCCUGCACGAGUCAGAGAUCUUGCCUUUCCCAAACUCAGAGAAGGGCUUCAUGCUGCCUGAUGAAAUGAUCCAGGAUGUAAAAGAAGGUAAACUGGGAUCUGAGGAGGAGGUGAAGGAGGAGUACAAGGAGGAGCGUGACCCUCCUGCCACACAUGAAGAAGGCAGCAACUCGUCUGUGAAGAUGACUGAGCGUGCGGGCAGCAGAGACAAGGAGCGUGAGCGGGACAAGGAGAAGGGCGCCCCCGCCGACGUGUCCACGGGCAAGGAGGCGGAGAAGAGGAAGAGGAGCCGCGGCACGGAGAAGGCGCUCAGCGCCAGCAGCAACCCCUCCAGUCCCGGGGGCGCCAAGAGGAGGCGCACCUAGACCCAUGGGAUGGGGGGGGGGGGGGGGGGGCAGACCAGGCCUGGCUCCUACACACCAGGACGGACCAGGACGGACCAGGGAGCACCCUUAGGCCAGACUGUCCCAUCAGAGGCUUCUCCAUGCUACACCUCCCACCCCCAUCCUCGGUGCUCCAGGACCAGGACAGACACCGUCUACAGCUCUAGUUUGGCUUCUAGUUAAACCGGCACAGUUAAUCCCACAACAGCUAAUGCAGGACUGCUGGCUCUUCCGUAUAUAAUUCCAGUGCAUCCGUGGUGUGUACCACCAGCUGGUGGCUGGCUGUCAGAGAGGAGCGACGUAGAGGAGACACCCGAUGUAGUCAGAUCUCUGGAGCUGUUUGUAUGUUGUUCCAUGGUUGUCGAUCUAGUCGGCAUGGUCCUUCAGACCCCAGAGAGGUUCCCCCCUGUCUGAAGGCUCUGCGUGUCUCAUGUUUUGUGUUGUUCGCCGUGUGUCUUGUCGACAGACGUUAGAACAGAAAGGUGCGUGGUAAGGUUAGUCUCAGUCUGUUUUGAAUUUGACUUUUUUUUUUUGUUUUUUUUUUGCAUUUGUCGUCUAUUUAUUUUACGUGUUUCAUUUUGAAUGUUAAUAAAUCAGGUUUUUUGGCUA